UGAGAAGUAGCAGCAGUGUUUGGAGGAUUUAAUGCGCGUCACACCGCCUCCGGAUGUGUCCCAGCUCCGCGUCUGAUAUGAGCUCGGACUGUGAAAGUUACUACAGUAAAGAAAACGUGCUGGUGGAGGGGUUCACAUGUCCGAAAGCGGACAGUGACAGCACGGCACUCUUCUGCUGCGGCUUCAGUGACUUCAAGUACUGUUGUGAUGACCCCAACAGCUUUUUUCCCUACGAGUAUGGAUACAUGUGGUGGUUAAGUCUCGGAGCUCUCGUGGGUCUGUCUGUUGCAGCUCUGGUUCUUCUGGCUUUUAUCAUCACUCUCUGCGUCCUCUGCUAUCUGUUCAUCACCACAAAACCCAGAGGCCUGGACAACGGGCUGCCACUGCGAGCACCAGGCUCUACCUCGAGUCCACAUUUACCAGGGCCGAGUCACAUCAGCACACCUGCUCAACCUCAACGUCCCAGGAAACACUUCUUCAGGGCAAAGCUGGACUGUGACAACCAGCCCCCUGACCCUGACCGCCUUUUCCAGCGUUGUUUCAUGGCCACUGUGACGUCUGUCAACGUUGAGGGUCCUGCAUAGGCUGCAGGAAUAUUUGACCUUUUGAGCAGUUGUUUACAAUGAUAACUAUUGGGGAUAACCUCCUUACUGCUUCUGUACAGUAUUGUUUCUCACUGACUGAGCACAGGUAGGGCUUAGUAUUUCUAUCGACAAACACUUUUGGUUAUGGCUUAAAGCUUUUUCAAAUGUCUUUGCAGUUUAAAUCGUUAUCUAUUUUUUGAAGACUGUUACAGAUGAACUGAUGGAUAUGACACCAGUUUGAUGUCGGUGCUUUGAAUUUUAAUGUCUUAUUUGAGUUGUACCAGUUACUGGGGGUGGGUAAUGCGACUGUCUGUUGCACCAAAGCAAAGCUGCACAGCGAUGAGUAUUAACAGGCAGAAAAUAUGAAACUGUGAUCUCUUUGUGGAUUGAAAUUAAGUGUUUAUGCAGAUUAAAGGAAAACAAACCUAAAGUGUUCCAAUAAUUUCGGGCUGUUUCAAUUAAAUAUUUUUGAAGUGGUGAAAAGCAGAAGCAAGUUCACAGGUGGUAAUGUUGCCUGACUGCAGAAUCCCAAGAACUGAAUACAGAUGAUCUGUUGGUUAGCACAUGUUGCUCAUGCAUUUAAUGCUCUUCUGCUUUCUUCAUGCAUUUAAAAAUAUGCAGAAUUCAUUGCUUGUUUUCCAGAAUAAGAUCCACUGAGAUAUCGCAUCAAACGCUCUCCGUAUUAUCAUUUCCUAACACAGACUCAUCACAGACUCUGUAAUGUAUUUGUUGAACCUGAGGCGCAGAGCUGUGAAGAGUGAACUGUCUGGCUUUGUCUAAAUAUCUGGGGCUGCUGGGUUCACACAUGCUCUGUUUAUCUGAUUUAUUUGUUCCAGUUCUUUUUUCUCCUGACUCAAAGGCCUGUUUCUGCAGACUGAGUGAGAAGUGGGUGAAACAGAGUUUAAAAACAGAUAUCAUUUUUGAGGGAUAUUUAUUGGAAUGUUGAUAGGGGAGGAAACAGUUUGAGUUACACAAAUAAUACCUCAUAAUCUGAGAGGCCAGAUAGACUCUUAUAUGUAUUCAUAAUGUGGGAUAUAUUUCACAUUCAUCUGGAAAACAGCCCAGAGUUUUUGUUUGAGAUGGGCAAAACCUUUAAAAAUUCUCUCAAGGUGUCUGGAUGACGGUUCUGUCAGUCACCUUCAUUAAAAGCUAAUCAGAGCAUCAAGAUAUGUGGCAUAGUGGGCAUUCACUUCCCCACAGGCAGCUAUUGUUGUUCACUUUCAGUGGACCAGCUCGCAACACAACUAUGCCAAUAGCUACCAAAAAGCUGGUCAGGAGAAGAGCAAAAACAUAUUUUCUGCCAAGAAAAGCUGUCUGUGAAUGUUUUUUCUCUUCUUUUAAUGAAGAAAUGUAGCCCAGUUCUGAUGGAACUGUUGCUAAAGCCAAAUCUGAGCAGCAUCCGUUGUUUGCUAACGUGACACACCAUUUCAUAUAUGCAUUGCAUGGAUAUUUCACAUUCAGCUGGGAAAGCUAGCUAUCAAGGCAUUUGGGAAGGGCAGGGCUUUGAGGGUGAUUGGACGAACGUUCUGUCACAUUCAUCACAGGCCAAUCAGAGCGACAAAACAUGUAAUGUAGGAGUACGCUACCAUAGUGUUGGAACUGUGGAUUAUGAUGUGGAUUAAACUCUGCAGUCUGUGGGGAGAAGAGUGAAAAAAUCUUCUUCACCAAGAGGAGCUUAUGGUGUGACUCUCUGCACUUGUUUUAGUAAAGAAAUGUGGUCCAGUUCUGAUGAAAGUGCCGCUUUACCCAUUCUCCAGUUGAGCUAACUGCUCCACCAGCUCCCAUAGUAUAUGUUUGGGGGGGCCCUAGUUUGCUAAACAUCCGCAAAACAACACCCUCAAUUUAUCAUGGCAGCUUAUUUUAUUCUGACACUCAUUUUUAAGCAUAUAAGCCAUAAAGACAGGCAAUUUUAAUUCUCCUCAGAUGAGAAUGAACACUCAGCUCUGGAGCCCCCUAGUGGCUUGUGUGGCCCUAUGCAUUUGCAUAGUCCACUAACAGCAAGAAACAGCCCUGCCACAGAGCUAACCACAAGUAACACACAAGUUGCUGUCACCUCACAGUACAACUAAACCUUGCCCAUAGCUACCGCCUCGUUCUCCUCAACUGACGCUGAUUGCAAGAUGGAUUUGCCUGAUGAUAGACAUGGAGUCUGGCCGAUCCAACAGCUUUUUAAGGUUAAAUGUUUCCUGGCUUGCAGAACAACUAAACCCUGCCCAUAGUUACCGCCUUGUUCUACUCACAUGACGUUGAUGAGUUGGUACAAUGCAUCUCAGACUAGGGGCCAACAUUCCAGAUUGAAGCUUCGCAAGAUGGAUUUGUCUGAUGACAAACAUCGAAUAUGGCCAGUCCAUCAGCUUUGCAAGGGUAGACCUCCGUCCACACGGAGACAACUUUAGGAGUAUCCACAAAAGUUUUUUCUUUCUUAACAGUGUUUCAUCCCCAUGGAUUGGGAGCCCAAAAACACUGCUUUUUGAAAGCGGGUCACAGAGUGAACAAAUCUGUAUACGCCAUCCCUUGCAUCUCCAUGUAUGAAACAACGAACAUCCAUUCUGAAACGAUCACGUCAUUGACCCCUUAACCCACAUGCGCUACACCUGCCAACAACAACAAUGGCAAAUUAUAUAAUAGUGCUUGUGCUGCAGAAAUUACUGAUCUUAUUGUGGCUAUUACAGAAAAAUCCUCUGCUCCCCUGAGCAACAAGUGGUCAUAGAGAGCAGCGUACGCCACAUGUACAUAGCUCCACUGUGGAGUGCAACCAGAAGGACAGCCAGGAGAAAGUUUUGGGUAAGAGAAAAAUUUUGGAUGCACUUGCUUCACAAUCUGCUUCUCUGUUUUUGGUGUAUUUCUGUGGCAGCUUUACAGGGCCACAUACAUGCCUGGCAUAUAUACUACAACAUUUUUAGUGGUUUUGUCUCCAUGUUGGCAAGGCCUAAAAGUGCAUCAGACAAGACAUCACAAUCAUUGUGACAAAUGACUGUAACAUACAAUGGCUCUUAUUUACCAAACUUGCAUUGAAACCAGUUCAGAGUUGGGUGUAGAAAUCAUGUUCAACAAUUUCUACGUGUGAUCUAUGAAACGUGCAUAUCUGGCCAACUAGAGCAAACGAAUUAUUAAGAUAGAUAGAUAGAUAGAUAGAUAGAUAGAUAGAUAGAUAGAUAGAUAGAUACUAUAUAAACCUCGGGGGAAAAUCAAGAAAGGCUGUCAAGGCUUAUUAUAAGUGCCGGAGGGCAUACAGUGAUUUAUCGUCUUUUGACGGAGAUAAUCUGAUCUCUUCUGACUGUUCAUGACACUUGUACAGAGAUCUAAGGAGGUCCAAAAUGUACGGUAGCCUAUUAAACAAAUAAAGUACUGUUAGAAUUCUAAUUCUAGUCUUAAUUGCUUUCCAGCAAUCAUGCACAAGGCAGAGUAGUGGAUAAGACUGAUUAUUUUUGUCACCAGAUAUGCCGAUUGAUUAUGAUCCAAUGUAAAUUAAUGUUUAUGUUCUUUAAUCAUCAGCUCUUUCAGGCACACUUCAAGUUUAUACAGUUAAAUAUUUAUGAGUACAACACUCCUCUUACCACCGAACCCUUGACUCAGUCACAGCAGUCCAAAUAUAUCUAUUUAAAAAGCUCAACAUUUAAUUUGUUUUUUCCUCUUUCUUCUGAAUAACUGUAUUUUUUUCUGCAAAGCAUUUCCACACUGAGUUGAAAAUGUGGGUACAUAGCAUAUAGCCUGGCAUCACGGCUGCCACGUGCCUGUGUUGCUUUGAUGCUUCAACUGCGCUUGCCUCAAAAAUGAACGUGAUGCAGUGUACACACGUGUAGUAGAGAGGGUGUGGAAGUGGAGGAGGGGUCACUGCACAGACACAUGCCUGUCAAACCACCUCCGAUGGAUAAAUUUGAUGUUUAACCCAGUUAAAAAAGGAAAAAAAGGAAAAAAAAGAAUAAGUGUUACAGUUCAAUUGAGAUCUUUGGCAUCCUCCCUAUGGGUGCACACACCCCAGGCUGGAAACCAUUGGUUUAAGGUGUAUCAGAAAAUGCUACAUGUACAGUAUUUUGGCCCUAAACCUUUUAACAACUUGUAACCCAAGAAUUUUAUUAAGAAUUUUAAAGUCAACAAAAAAGGUGUAAAGUGAUCUACUGUCUCUGUCUUUAAAAUGACUCUGGUAGCAGUGUUUUGAACUGACUGCUGGUGUUUGAGUGAUUUUCCUGAUUCUGCUGAGACAAGCCCUUUAAUCCUUGACAUAGCAUGCUAAUUUUGUGUCAUAGUGGCUUUCAGACACCUAGAUUUCUGCCUCAGAAAAAAUAUGUAGCUUCAAAGUGAAAACAGCCAUUGAGAACUGUAGGACCCUCAGUCCUGAUGCUUUUUCAAACUAUUGAUCUUUGCACCUCAUUACAUGCAGCUGAUUACAUACAUUUAUAUAUCACCAGUGGUUGACAGGAGAGUAAAAGCUGUGUGAUAUGGAGGAGAGGGGCGUAGCUGAUGUUCAAGGAAGAUCAGAGCCUACCUUUCAGGAGCAGCUGAAGUGAAUGCAUGGUUGUUAUUCUGAACGUAGAGACCUGUGUGGUGGAAGUAGCCCAGCUUCAUUCUGCUCCUCAUCAUCUUGAAAGCGUUGACAAACACAGCUCCUGCCAAACUUUGAACAAAUACCCGGUGCAGGAAAAUAAGUAGCAUCCAGACAGACAUAAAUGGUUAUGAGUAAAUCAUUUAGAAAUAAAACCUGAAAUAUUUUAACUAUCACCAUGGGGAAAUUUGCUCACACAUAGUUGCAACUGAGUUUAAGUAUAGGAAAAUAAAUAGAAAUCAAAUGAGAAAUAUGAAUAAGAAUCAAAACAGUAAGUACAAAGAAAGCUAUGUACGAAAGAGCAAAAAGAGAAGAUUUGUACAAAAUGUGCAAAGAGAACAAACAGUAAGUAUGUAAAGAUAAAACCGCACUGUAAAAACAGCAUUGGAUUGUAGAGCUACUGCUUUAGGUAUUGCAUAGUAGCCCCAAUAAAAACCAUCUUUAUCCAAGGUUAGUAUUACAUAGUUCAAUUUUAAAAGCAUUAGUGGAAAUCAAACUGACUUGAUCAUGUAUGUCUUUAACAGGCAGUUUUGGUCCCUAGCAAUCAAACACAUGCAAUGAUGCAGCUUGUUUGUAGUCAUGUGAUUACAAUGACGCUUAAAAGUCAGAUGGGGGACAGGAAGUGAAGACCACCAGUUAGGAAUCAGUAGGUGUAGAGAAAAGUUAGUACUAAGGCUCUAGAUCAGGGCGAUUCAAUCACAAAUUCAACUGG
Messenger RNA from Cheilinus undulatus (humphead wrasse), 5839 nucleotides. RefSeq names its product protein shisa-like-2A. The record is from RefSeq and is a predicted model, not a curated record. Lineage: Eukaryota; Metazoa; Chordata; Actinopteri; Labriformes; Labridae. The transcript has 3 exons. Bases 54 to 584 code for a protein of 176 amino acids.